Molecule: messenger RNA, 3359 nt
Organism: Phalacrocorax carbo (great cormorant)
Lineage: Eukaryota; Metazoa; Chordata; Aves; Suliformes; Phalacrocoracidae
Source: RefSeq, a predicted model, not a curated record
CUUGCGGGGAGGCGGGUCCCGCCGCCGCCGCCUCCUCCCCCCGCCCGCUGAAGAGCGCCUGCGAGGGCAGGCGGGCGGCACAGCACGGCUUAGCACGGCUCGGCUCGGCUCGGCACGGCACAGGCGUGGGCCGGCGGCAGCAGCGGCUCGGCCGGCAGCGCCCACGCACCCGCCGCCGGGCACCCGCCUUCCCGCCCUCCUUCCUCCCGCCCCUAUUCCUCCUCCUCCUCCGGGACUCUCCGCUGGGAUCAACCCGCCGCCGCCGCCGCCGCUGCUGCUGUUGUUGUUGGCCGGCUCUGCCACAUCGAGGAUAUUUUGGCUCCCGGAGAGGCAGCGGCGCCUUUUUUUUUUUUCUUUCUUUUUCUUGUGUUUUUUUUUUUUCUUUCUUUUUGUGGGACUCUGCGUGUGGUGCCGCCGGUGCCGGUGAGGGACGCCGAGGAGCGGGCGAGCGCCGGGCUCGGGGGCCAGAUGAGUGAUUUUGGGAUCAGGAACAUGGACCAAGUAGCUCCUGUGUCUAACAUGUACAGAGGAAUGCUCAAGCGUCAGCCAGCGUUUGACACCUUUGAUAGCUCAAACUCUCUCUUUGCUGGAUAUUUUUUCUCACUAAAUGAAGAUCAGACGCUUCAAGAAGUACCAACAGGAUUUGAUUCUACUUCUUAUGAGUCCAACAACUGUGAAUUGCCUCUGUUAACCCCAUGCAGUAAGGCUGUGAUGAGUCAGGCCUUGAAAGAUACUUUCAGUGGUUUCACAAAGGAACAGUGUCGGCUGGGUAUCCCAAAUAAUCCCUGGCUGUGGACUGAACAGCAAGUUUGCCAGUGGCUUUCAUGGGCUACCAAUGAGUUUAGCUUGGCAAACGUGAACUUCCAUCAGUUUCUUAUGAGUGGCCAAGACUUGUGCAACCUGGGCAAAGAGCGUUUCCUGGAACUGGCACCCGACUAUGUGGGUGAUAUUCUGUGGGAACACCUGGAACAGAUGAUAAAAGACAGCCAAGAGAAAACACAGGAUCAAUAUGUGGAGAACUCUCACCUCACCUCAGUUCCUCACUGGGUCAAUAAUAAUUCCUUAACUGUUAAUGUAGAUCAGAACUCCUAUGGUAUACAAAUGCCUGGAUACCCUAAAGCUCUCAGUUAUCCCAAACCCGGUCUCUUGACUGACGUCUGUCAGACUUCCACAGGACAGAAUCUCCUCAAUCCAGAACAAGAGUUUUCAUUGUUCCCUAAAACCCAAGCAGAUGCUGUUGGUGUGAACUACUGUGCAGUAAAUCAAGAUUUCCCAAGAAGCAAUCUGAACUUGCUGAUAGAUAAUUCUGGUAAGCUUAGAGAACAUGAAUCUAGUGACAGUGGUGCAGAAAGUUACGAAAGCUCAGAUUCAAUGCUACAGUCCUGGAACAGCCAGUCGUCAUUAGUGGAUUUACAGCGUGUGCCAUCCUAUGAGAGUUUUGAAGAUGACUGUAGCCAGUCCUUGUGUCUAAGCAAACCUACAAUGUCUUUCAAAGACUAUAUUCAAGAAAGAAGUGAUCCCGUAGAGCAAGGGAAACCAGUUAUACCGGCAGCAAUUCUAGCUGGCUUUACUGGCAGUGGACCUAUACAGCUAUGGCAAUUCCUUCUGGAGUUACUGACUGACAAGUCCUGUCAGUCGUUCAUUAGUUGGACUGGAGAUGGAUGGGAAUUUAAACUUGCUGACCCAGAUGAGGUGGCACGGAGGUGGGGAAGGAGGAAAAACAAGCCAAAAAUGAACUAUGAGAAGCUCAGCCGCGGCCUACGCUACUAUUACGACAAGAACAUCAUCCACAAGACUUCAGGGAAACGCUACGUGUAUCGCUUCGUGUGCGACCUGCAGAACCUGCUGGGGUACACGGCGGAGGAGCUGCACGCGAUGCUGGGGGUGCAGCCUGACACGGAGGACUGAGCCCGAGGAUGUGAUGCUGCAGGAACGAAGAUCACGCGUUGGGACUGUGUCUGGGAACCGUCUGCAGUCAGUUCUUCUGGCUGUUCAGAUGGGUGCAACUGUUGGGAAAUAAGGACCUUAACUGAUUUUGUAACCCGGGAGAGCUGGAAGGAAGUGGCCUUAUUUCGUCAGUAGCUUCGGGUGUUGCCAUGUUGUGCACUUGAGCAGCAUGGAAGUGAGCACAGACCCUAGCUCUGUCAUGAAGACAUGGAAAUGCUCUUGGGUUAAGCAUUUCAACUACCUGUACUGCCAUAUAAAGCAUUUUGGCUACUUACACUGCCAUGUAAUAAUGGGUUGGCUUUAAAACCAAAGGUUGGAUGAGAAACCAGUGAUGCAGCAGAACUAUUAAUUCAAUAUCUUAAGAUACCAUCAUCCUUGCUUACAUCCUAUACCAGGCAAUUUAUUAAAACAAAAAAAAAUCUAAUUUAUUUUAAGUAAGCAGUAAGGAGAAUUGAUAUUAGUUUUGUUUUCAAGCAUGUUUUAGUAUUAUUAUUACUCCAGAAAUGUGCUGCAUAGGUACAUAAGCACUCUGUGUCCAAAACCAGAUGUAGCAACUGUUAACAAAAAACAAAAAAGACCCUUUAAAGAAGGGAAGGAAAAUCAUACCAUUUCAAUAUUCAGUUUGUAUAUAUUCUGUGAUUCUCUUUGAAACUCUAUAAUGUUCCUAUUUAACAGAUACUGUAUAGUGUAAAUUAAACUAAUUGUAUGUGUGUUUUGAAAUAGGAUGAAUGUAAACUUAUCAAAUGUUUUUUUUUCAUGUUUGUCUAGGAUAUACAGCCUUCUGCAAAUAUUUAAUUGGCCUGAGAGACAACAUAAGUGCUCAGUAUGCAUGCAUAUGGUAUGCCUAUGAUAUGAAAUGGGGGGGCGGGGAGGGAGGGCUGGCUCAGUCUUUUGCCAGGACUGAAGCUGGCAAUUCUUUGUGCAUUUUGGCAUUUUUACAAGAAACUAAUGUAAUAUUCUGGGACAUAAAGGGCCUGUUUGUGGUUUCUUCCGUAACUGAAAAUGAAAAUAUUAAUAUGGAUAAAAUUACCUUUUUUCCUUUAUAGAUGGCAUAUGUUUUUCAACCUCUAUGCAUGUCCUUUCAAAAAAAAAAACAAACAAAAACAACCAAAUUUAUAUACAAGCCUUAUUUUUUCAGUUGACUUGUCUCUUCUUCCUGCAGUUUAUCCUGUAUGAUUAAAAUAUGAAUUCUAUUUUUGGAAAUAACUGUGACUCCUUUUCAAAGAUCAGGAGGGAUUUAUGUAGCAGCUAUUUUUACUGCAAAAAAAAAAAAAAAAGAAAAAAAUUCACUGGAAAAAUGUAAUUUGUAAGAAAGCUUUAUUUUUUAUCUGAGCUUGAUGUACACUAAAGUGUGUUGUACAGUGUGAGAGGUUUAAAAAUGAGUCUUCAUUAAAACCUCUUGAACAAGAAAA